Cucumis melo (muskmelon) is the source of this 818-nucleotide messenger RNA. Its product is annotated as actin-depolymerizing factor 7. Gene Ontology annotation, molecular function: actin filament binding. Lineage: Eukaryota; Viridiplantae; Streptophyta; Magnoliopsida; Cucurbitales; Cucurbitaceae. The record is from RefSeq and is a predicted model, not a curated record. The transcript has 3 exons. Gene Ontology annotation, biological process: actin filament depolymerization. The coding region runs from base 168 to 581 and encodes 137 amino acids. Gene Ontology annotation, cellular component: cytoplasm; actin cytoskeleton.
UCUCGUCUCUCUCCCCCCUCAUUAAGGAUCUCUCCUUCUACCUUUUCAUUUUCAUCUCUCACAUUUCUCCUCUUCUCUCUUUUGUUCCGUUAUUAUUCUUCCUUCCCUUCCCUUUUUCCAUACACCCAUCUUUCUCCUCCUUUCAUACACAUUCUUCAUACAUAAAAAUGGCAAACGCUGCUUCUGGAAUGGCUGUAAGAGAUGAAUGCAAGCUGAAAUUUUUGGAGUUAAAAGCCAAGAGGAACUAUCGGUUCAUUAUAUUCAAGAUUGAGAAUCAAGAAGUUGUUGUGGAGAAACUUGGAAGCCCUGAAGAGACUUAUGAUGAUUUCACUGCUGCUAUUCCAGCUAAUGAGUGUCGCUAUGCUGUCUUUGAUUUUGAUUUCACUACCGAUGAGAACUGCCAGAAAAGCAAGAUUUUCUUCAUUGCAUGGUCACCUGACACAUCAAAAGUGAGAAAUAAGAUGGUUUAUGCAAGCUCCAAGGACAGAUUCAAGAGGGAAUUGGAUGGAAUUCAGGUGGAAUUACAAGCCACAGAUCCUAGUGAAAUGAGCUUCGACAUAAUCAAAGCUCGAGCUUUUUAAGCUCAGUUUUCCUCCCUCCCUCUCUUUCUCCAUCUUCAUUUUUGAGACUAAGCAUAAUUAAUGUUGUGACAUUACUCUUUCACUUUCUUUUUUUUUUCCUUCUUUUUGUACUUUUUUAAUCUUUUUCACAGCCUUGUUUCUUUUUUGCUUCAUGGGGUUUCACUGAUCUCUAAAGCUGUAUUGAUGAUCUGUUGUAAUUCUAUAUAUAUAUAUACAUAAAGGGAGUUCCUUCUUUCA